AUGGCAAUGCUGAACCGCCAACAAGCAGUUCACAUGCCCCCUCAGUUAAGCUUUGAUAAUUUCCUACUUUUUAUGAUUGCAGGUGGUGCUAUCAUUAAUCAUGUUUCUGAUGAAGAGAUUAUCCAAAGUGUGCUACAAGAAGCCAGUACAUCCAACCUUAAUUUGGAAGAACUUUUAAAGCUGCAAGCAGCAUCUUUACUCAUCAGACUAAAAGAAGUCCACUGCGCUACUCAAGUGAUCAUCAACCAAGUUAUAUCUGGUGUUGCUCCCAUGUUUGACACCUUUUUGGAUAUACUUCAGAACAAAUUUAGCAAAAACCCCAAUGAUGUUCUUACCACUGACGAAGUUGUCUCUUGUAUCGAGUCUGUACGUGGUCAAUCCCUUUUUGCGGGGCUGGAAACUUCUAAGGAACUGGAAGAAUACAUCAAUGAUGAAGAGGGUUUGAUAAAACCUGUCAAAGUCACAGUUGCCACCAAAGAAGUUGUGAAAAAUAAUAAUAUCAAGAAGAUUGAUGUUGAUUUUGGAUAUGUGGUGCCAUUUCUACCAGGUUUGGAGAAGAGCUUAAACUGCCCUGAAAUUCUAAAAUGUGUUGAUAAUCCAGCCCCAGUAAAACCUGGGGUAUUUACAUCACCUUUAGAUGGGUACUUCUAUCAAAAUCAUCCAAUAGUAAAAGAAGACCCGAAGACUCUUGCAGUAGGCAUAUAUGCUGAUGGUGUAGACUUAACCGAUUCUGCAAGCAGCAAGUCUGGUGUUCAUUCCCAGACAUUUAUUUAUUUUGUGAUCUAUAACAUAGAUCCUAAGCUUAGGUCUUCAAGACGUUCAAUCUUCCUAUUGGGCAUUGUUAAAAGUGAAGUCCUGAAAAAACAUGGUUACAACGAUUUUCUGAAAGAUUUUGUAGCUGGGAUGAAUAAACUUUCAAGCCGUGAAGGUGUUACAUUUGAAAUCAAUGGUGAGAAAAGGGUAUUUCAUGGUAUUUUUAUCUGUGUUUGUGGGGACAAUCCUGCCUCUCAAAAUAUGGGGGGCUUCAAAGAAAGCCACUUUGCUGAGAAACCCUGUAGGCAUUGUUAUGUGAAUACUGAAGAUCUCUUCAAGAGCUUCAAGGAAGGUGACUUCACUCUGCGUAGAAUGGACUUGCAUGAAGCUCAAGUGAAAGAAGUUGAGGAGUACUUCUCACUUCGCCCAUGCUCUUUGAAGCUGGAGAUAUGUUGUUUGCUGAAAGAUGUUGUUGAUUCUAAGGAACUAUCCUUAGGUAUAAUCAAUGAGCGAAUUCACAUGUUUUCCAAACUCUUUGGUGUGAACAAGCCAAGUGUAAUUGAGAUGAGCUAUUUGGAAAAUAAGAGAUUAAGACAGACUGCUGCAGAGACACUCAACCUAGCCUACAUGUUACCGUUUGUUCUCAGGAAAAGAACCAACAAAGAUUUAGUGACUGUGUGCAAAGAGAAAAAUAUGAAGUGUUUCACCAUGCGUCUGCAAUUAUUAGACCUCCUUAUGUCAGAGAAAUUGACUUACAAGGAUAUUCAGAAAAUACGCACAGUAACUCAAGCUCAUCAUUUACUAUUUCAAGAUUUGUAUGGCUGUGCAAUUCCUAAAAUGCAUUAUGAAUGCCAUCUAAAUCAAAUUCUCUUGUACGGUCCACCUCGGAAUUAUUGGUGUUUUGGAUUUGAAGGAAAGCAUGCCUACUUUAAAAGGUUACUUAGGAUCUUGCGCUGCUUCAAAGACCCUGCUGGAACUUUUGCUAGAGCCCAUCAACGCCGUGUUUGUGGACUUAUGCUUCUCAGCAAAAAAGGAAUUGCUGGUCCUUUUCUACAAAGCAGUGAUUCGCUUGGGUCCCCAGUUAAUUCGAAGCUUCAUUCAUUAGCAUAUCGAUCUGGUUUGUUGGAUUUUUUCCCAGACAUUGCUAUUGACUUGAGGCUCACUCAAUACAAGACUUGCUCCUACAAUGGUGUCAAGUAUAGUAAAAAUCAAAUAAUUAUGAUCUCUUUGUCAGAGGCAUUGCCUAAAUUUGGUCAAAUCAUCCACAUGUUCCAACAUCAAGGUAGAUUACUAUUUAUGUACAAACAAAUGUUGACUGAAUGCUGUGCUCAGUUUCUUAAUGCAUUUAAACUCAGUUAUUGUAUUGGUACUGAGUUUGGUGUAAUUUGUGUGUCUGAUUUGCCCUAUCACCAUCAGAUAUAUUUAGUGAAGUCAGCCAUUCAUUCUCUUAGUAAAAUAAAUAAUUGGUCACAUUACCUUGAUGAAAACAAGAAGGGUCAAUUUGAUUGUUUUAUUAGUGUAAAAGUAUCAGACAGGAAAGUUUCUGAACUAGUGAUAAAAUAUCUUAAAGCAAUUUGUUACCAUGCGAAGUAUCUCAAAACUGAACAAACAUCUUUAACUAUUAAACCUAAAUUUUGGCAAUGGAAAGAAAAUUAUAGAAAAAAGGCUUGGCUACAGGAAAAUGACAUGAUACCAAUCUGA
Molecule: messenger RNA, 2454 nt
Organism: Frankliniella occidentalis (western flower thrips)
Lineage: Eukaryota; Metazoa; Arthropoda; Insecta; Thysanoptera; Thripidae
Exons: 7
Coding region: 1-2454 (817 amino acids)
Source: RefSeq, a predicted model, not a curated record